AUCCCUUACCAAUAUGUCUGCGUAUCCCUUAGCAAUGUGGCUCGGCUCCUGUUAGGGGCGUCGGUUGUGUACCAGGCGUCAUCACAGGGCGCCUCACAAACACCAACCCGGUCGGUGAUCGCCUCUCUCCGCCUACGAGUUGCGUGCUGGUGCUGCCCUGUUUCUCUGCUGUGGUGCUGCGAUGUUCCUGGUCGGUCUCACGGGAGGCAUUGCGUCUGGGAAGAGCACCGUCGCCUCAAUCUUCCGAGAGCUGGGAUGCCCCGUCAUCGACGCCGAUGAAAUUGCUCGUCUUGUUGUGGAGCCAGGCCGGCCAGCGUUGAAGAAAAUUGUUGAAUUCUUUGGAGCGGAGGUGCUGCAUUCAGAUGGACGUCUCAAUCGCGAAAAGCUCGGUGCCAUCAUCUUUGCCGAGCCACAGAAACGCCGACUGCUCAACUCCAUUACGCACCCCGACAUCCGACGGCAUAUGCUCAAGCAAAUCCUGUGGCACUUUGUGCGUGGAUACCACUAUGUGAUCCUUGAUGUCCCUCUGCUUUUCGAGAAUAAGACGAUGAGCAGAUUCAUCAAGCACUCCAUUGUGGUCUACUGUGACCCCGAGAGCCAGCUCUCUCGCCUGAUGCAGAGGAACUCGCUGCCGCGGCACGAGGCCGAGCUGCGCAUGCGAGCUCAGAUUCCGCUGGACCAGAAGCGCCUGCUCGCCGACCACGUGAUCGACAACUGCGGCGAGCGAGAGGCGACGCGGCGGCAGGUGGUGCGGCUGCACGCUCUGCUCGACGCCUCGCUCCACCACCUGCCCGCCCGCCUGCUCGCCGUGCUUGCCCUGAGCGCGGCGGGCGGCGUCACAGUGUGGCUGCUUAGCAAAUUGUGCGUCGGAGCCGGCAGUGGCCCUUUGGGGCUGGGUUGAAAUGCAGGGGAGGGAGGGAGGGCGGUCGCUCGCUCGCUCGCUCGCUCGCUCUGCUUUGUACGAAGUAUGAGGGCGAUUGAAAUUGAAAGGUCUGCGCCGUUGUGUAGAGGAAAUGAAAAGUGGCACGGAAUGAACGGUGGUGAUUUGUCUGCAAGCAAAUUUUUUUGAUUUGGUCAUUCCGACAUGAUCACCCUGAACGUGACCGAUCUCGCCAAAUCAGGUUGAGCCAGGGGUUUGGAUUGGGCUGUGAGGUGGCCAGUUGAUGGCAGUACAGCAAUGGAUAAAAGCCAUCUGUAUAGAGAUUUGAGUCCUACUUGUGGUUUUCUUGGGUUUUAUGAUUUCUUCCAACAUGCUAAACGGUUAUGGCAUUGGCCAAACAUCACAUUGUAGGAUCCUCCUUAAAUAAAGUCUUGAGAUUCAUGAUUGUUUUUUAUGAUUAUUAUUAACUAAAAUUGACUGUUCAGUUAAAGUGUACAUUAAAGAAUGAACAUUGUAUCGGAGUAAAUGAAUGGCAUAAUUUUCAUGGGUGACGAAAAUAAUAAAAAUUUCAAGUAUUGGAAAAUUGAAUUUUUUUUUGGAAAAGCCAAAAGAUUGUUACUCAUUUUUUUAAACAAAGCCUACAUCCUAAGACUUUUUCAGGAGACCUUGCUUCGGGAUGCUUUGCCAAUUCCUUUUGAUCUCGCGUUUUGCAUGUGGGAUAAAACCAAGGCACCUGAAGAAAUCCCACCCAUACAGAGGAUAGUGAAGUCAAAAAAAUGUUUUUGUUAAACACGUGGACACCUUUCUGGCAAAAAUCUGCAACUCAAAGGAUAGCGCUCGAAGUUCUGAUGGUUUCCAGACCCUGCCUUUUGUACUGCCAUACUAUUUCCACAAAGCAAAUUUGAGAGUUUUACAAAUACUGAUCAUCCAACCUUCAUCUGCAAAGCACACUAAUGUGGUCACGUGUCAGCACGCCCAACUAAAACCAGAUAAAAUACAGGGAAAUCUGGCUAAAACUCGGACCAGUUUUGCCUGCUAGUGACUUCCGUAUGUUGUCUGAGCAAAAGAAAUUGCGUGGAAGAGCAUUGUUUGAGUGACAAGGGAUGUGUGUUAUGAACUAUUUUCUUGACAAGUGAGACAAUUAUUCUGGCUGUGGAGUAAAGUCUUGGAACGUCAGUUGACCAAAGUGCAUUGAACUUCAAUGGUGCAAAAAUAAGAUAAUUACGUAGACAAUAAGCCUCCUUUCUCGUGUCUAUUACUCCAGGUAAAAAAGUGAACUUAUCCCAACAGCCACACGGCCUUCUGCAAGUGCAUAAUUUCAAGACAAUUGGUUUAACACAAGAAAACUGGACCGGUUUCAGCAUUCAUUGUCAUGUCACCAAGUUAGACUUGCUUGAACUAAUACUGAUUAAUUGCCAGAUAUGUAUAGGCACGGACCCUCUUAAUUAAAUUGUUAAAUAUGUAACGUUAAAUAAUCAUAAGCUUGGCUGCUGAUGAGACACUCAAAAUGGGCCCAGAUUUUGCUGUAUUGAAUCAAUGCUGCUGAAAUUACGUACUCCCAGAAGCCCAUGUGGCUAAUGGAAUGUGUAAAUCAUACUUUGAGCACAUGUAACUUAUAAUACUUGUUUUUUU
Messenger RNA from Petromyzon marinus (sea lamprey), 2512 nucleotides. It is a transcript of the gene DCAKD, whose product is annotated as dephospho-CoA kinase domain containing. The record is from RefSeq and is a predicted model, not a curated record. Gene Ontology annotation, molecular function: ATP binding; dephospho-CoA kinase activity. NCBI's taxonomy places the organism in Eukaryota, Metazoa, Chordata, Hyperoartia, Petromyzontiformes, Petromyzontidae. Gene Ontology annotation, biological process: coenzyme A biosynthetic process.